GACUGCACUAAUUAGGGUCACCAACCGGUCCUGCUGCUACGAGUCGCAUUCAUGAGUCUCCUAGAGCAUUUGUGUGACUGGCCAAAGUAUGAAAAGCUUGAAAGUUCAGAUUCUAAUAGCAGUCAAGUCUCGGAGCCAGCCGUUCGAUGUUGUCUUAUCUCGCGGCGCAUAGAGCGCUUCGUAUGGCUGUUUGUUGUCAUCUUGCUCAUCAUUUGCAAUAUCGUCUCGAUGCGAUCAACAAUCGGAACGCGGCGCGCACUGAAUGACACUUACGAGACGGGCUUCGCAACAGAUCUGAUUGCCGCCGUCCCUCAUAUCAGACUGAAGAACCUCGUAUAUACGGGCGGGGUCGAAAAGCAUCCUAAUGGCACAAUGUACUUGAAUCUCACAGGCUCAUCCGCACUUUACGUGGGAAAUCCAACACCAGAGCUAGAACGAAACUGGGACGAUUUAGAAGCUGCCAUAUCUGUUAUAUUGGACGACCGCGAAACCAGAUUGAAGAAUGGUAUGCCAGUCGGCACUAUGCAUGAGCCUGGCCAGCCAGGGAUGUUCCGCGUGAGUAUCGACGUCAUACACUCUCUUCAUUGUGUAAACCAGCUUCGAAAGGCCGUAUACGCAGACCAUUACUUCCCAGAAUCGCGGCGAAGCGAAUUUUUCUUCGUACAUAUGAAUCACUGUAUUGAGCAUAUACGCCAGGCCAUACAGUGCCAUUCAGAUCUGACGCCAUUGGUCUACGAGUGGGAUGAUGAGAAGAAAUCAGGCAGUCCUAUCUGGACAUCAGAACAUACCUGUCGCGACUUCGACCAACUACUAGCAUGGAAUAGAAAGAGAACUGGGAAGAGCUUGUUUGGCAAAGACGACUGACUGCUUGCGGAGCAAGAGUUCGCCGGCACAGGUACUAUGAUAAAUAGGGUCAAAAUGUUAUAGGAUAUAAGUAGUGUACACAACACCAACUUCGAGUUUUCUAGAAUAGGUGUAAUUUUAGCUCAAUAUAUACAAAUCCAUCCU
Molecule: messenger RNA, 1008 nt
Organism: Bipolaris maydis ATCC 48331
Lineage: Eukaryota; Fungi; Ascomycota; Dothideomycetes; Pleosporales; Pleosporaceae
Biological process (GO): mycotoxin biosynthetic process
Source: RefSeq, a predicted model, not a curated record